Colius striatus (speckled mousebird) is the source of this 1272-nucleotide messenger RNA. RefSeq names its product urotensin-2 receptor-like. Gene Ontology annotation, molecular function: urotensin II receptor activity. The coding region runs from base 1 to 1272 and encodes 423 amino acids. The transcript has 2 exons. NCBI's taxonomy places the organism in Eukaryota, Metazoa, Chordata, Aves, Coliiformes, Coliidae. Gene Ontology annotation, cellular component: membrane. Gene Ontology annotation, biological process: neuropeptide signaling pathway; regulation of blood pressure; blood vessel diameter maintenance. The record is from RefSeq and is a predicted model, not a curated record.
AUGCCAUGUGCUGCAGGCCCUCUCCUGUGGCAUGGCCGUGCUGUGAUAUGCAGCACAUUGCUUGGGAAGGUGCCUUUGGACCUAUUGCAGCAAGGGCAGUACAGGUUCCCAUACACCAAAGGAGAAAGGGACAGGUCGCUGACAGCCACUUGCUCUUGCUCACCCGACCCAAAGAUGUCGUGUGAUCCUUCUCCCAUCAACGCGAGGCCCGGGGAGGAUCCCGAGGGCGGCAGCUUCUCGGAGGAAAGCAGCGGCAGGGGUGAGGGCAGUAACGUCCUGGCAGGAGACAGCCCGGUCACGGGGCCGCUGGGCGCAGUGCUGCUGCUCAUGUGCCUAACCGGCACGGUGGGGAACAUCUACACGGUGGCGGUGGCCUCUGGGAGAGUGGCGGGCCACUCGGCGGGCUCCCUGGGGGUCUACGUGAUCAACCUGGCGCUGGCCGACCUCCUGUACCUCUCCACUAUCCCCUUCGUCGUCUGCACCUACUUUGCCCACGACUGGUUCUUUGGAGACGUGGGCUGCAGGCUUUUGCUGAGCCUGGAUCUCCUCACCAUGCACGCCAGCAUCUUCCUGCUGACCGCCAUGAGCCUGGAGAGGUACUGGGCGGUGGCCAGGCCGCUGCGGGCCAGGCGGGCCGCUGGCACUUACCGCAAGCUGGCCAGCGCCGGCCUCUGGCUGCUUUCGCUCCUGCUCGCGGCCCCCAUGAUGGCCAUGACCCGGCUGCGGGAUGGGGGCGGCCCCCAGAAGCGCAUCUGCAUCCCCACUUGGACGCCAGCGGCGUUCCGGCUCUACCUGACGGUGCUCUUUGGCACUGGUGUCCUGGUGCCCGGCGUGGUGCUGGCUGUCGUCUACACUCGCUUGGCCUGGGCGUACCGCUCCUCUACCUGGGGCCCGUGGCCGCCGGCGCCCGGACGGGCCCCCGCCCGGCGGCUCUUCUCCAGGAUCUCCACCAUCGUGGUGGCUUACUGGGCCUGCUUCCUUCCCUUCUGGGCUUGGCAGCUGGCCGGCCUGUACUGGGCUGAGGGGCUGGGCAUCGGUCCCACCACCCAGGCGUACCUCAACUUUGCUGUCACCUGCCUGGCCUAUGGCAACAGCUGUGUCAACCCCUUCCUCUACACCCUGCUCACCCGCAGCUACCGCCAGCGCCCUGGCCACAGCGGGGUGGGCAUGACCUGGCCCCCAGCACGCUCCCGAGAGGCUGUGGGCAGCCCAACGCGACACUGCUGCAUCCCCCUGGCUUUUAGGGGGUCUGCGGGGGGAAGCGAGGGGUGA